This is a messenger RNA of Paraphaeosphaeria sporulosa, 4834 nucleotides long. RefSeq lists its product as uncharacterized. The record is from RefSeq and is a predicted model, not a curated record. NCBI's taxonomy places the organism in Eukaryota, Fungi, Ascomycota, Dothideomycetes, Pleosporales, Didymosphaeriaceae. The transcript is spliced from 5 exons. The coding region runs from base 393 to 4472 and encodes 1359 amino acids.
AGACGCCGGUCCGCUUGUCCCACCCACUGACUAGCUGCACUUCCGUCUCCGCCUGAGGCUAAGGGUCGCAUUGCUACCUCGAUAUCCCUGGCAACCAAGCAGGUCGACGAUCCCACCUUCUUGCCCGCAGCGCAGCACACAGCAUACACACAGUCAGGGCGCUGUGCUGCCGCCAAACCCAGCACUGAUUGGCGGACCUCGCUUGGUUUCAGGAGUGGUGCACCGUUAGAGAUACCGCUCAACCGCUUCCACCCCUCCCCACGUCCACGUUCACGCCCAGCAGCCCCGUUGUCGCGUGCCCCAUUUCCUUCCACCCUCCCACAACCAGCCCCGGGGGCCAGUAGAGACUGCACCGCGAAACACAAAUCGCUCGGCUGCAGGCAGACGUCGCAAUGGUCGACGCAUUCAAGGGCAGGUGGAAGGCCAAGCUGUUCGCCAAGGACCACGCGGGAGACUCUCCACCAGAGGACCCCAAGCCCAAAACGCAGACGUCGUUCAAGUUGAACGACGAUGUGAACGACUUCCUCAAGCCCUCCACCGAGCGGGCACAAGCCCAGAAACAAGCCGAAGCCGCCGCACAAGCCUUUCUACACUCAAGCCGGCCCAAAAUAGACGUCGUCAGCGCGCAACGAUGGCCUUCCUCGAGCGAUGUACUCAACAGCGCAGCGGGCAAGAACGGAGGGUUGAGGAAGGGCACGCGCAAGAAGGGCCUCACCGUGUCGUUCGUGCGCACCCAGCCCAUUGUCAUCGGCGAGGGUGGUGAUGAGUGCGAGGAGCCGUCAAUCACCGUGUACAACCGCAGGAAGUCGAACAGCGUCUCAGACGCGGAGAAGCUGGCCACGCAAUCGCACCAGGACGACAUCGGCCUCGGCGCACGCAGCCCCAAAUUCGACGCGCUGGGCAGCCAGAAUGCGCAGGCUGCGCAGAGAGGCAUCGUCACAAGAACGCUAACCAGCGGCGGUGAGCUGUCUCCGCCAUUGCGGCAGAAGCUCGAGGUGGGCAGCAUCAACACGCACGCAAGCCCGCCGCCUGAGCCUGCCAAAGGUAUGGGUACGAUGGGUUUGGGUCAGCGACCAAAGCCGUUGACGAGAGCACCCACCGGGUUCGACGUCCAGGACUCCGAAGCGCAGACCAAUGACCCGAGAAGGCCUAGCAUGGACUCUGCCUACUCGUUCGACAGCAAUGGUGAGAACAUUUCACCGGUGCUGUCGAAAAAGGCGCCAGAACUUCCGCCAAUGCAAGAGGAAGAGGAGGAUUUUAGGCCGAAAACGUUGUCGCGAACGCAGACGGGAUGGAGCGAGCAUGCUGGAGACUCUGACAACGAGCCAAUGCCCGCAAUCCCGCGAUUGCCAGAGGUGAAGGCGGCCGAAGCUGAGUCACCAAUCGACGCAAAGGCUUUGCUGGCAGAACGCUAUCUACAGAGCGAACCCGCCGACCCUAAUUCUUUUUCCGCACGAGUCAUACAAAAGAUGCGGGCAGAUGAGGGUAAAGCGUUGCAUGAAGCUCAACAAAGAGCCGCCGACCAUGCGAAAAGCGACUCUGGGUCCAGUGCUAGUUCGUUCCAGCCAGGCUCCGUGCAGUCCAGUGGGUUCGUAGUGGGAACGCCGCCAACGACAGUCACCACGCUUGCUGGCAAAACACCACCGCGAUUUGCAACACGCGAGCCCGUGCCACCCCCAGAGUCGCCCCAGCGCGCACUAGACGCAGAAGAUCCCCACAGAUCGAGGGCUCGCGGGCCGUCUCCUGGACGGAGUCCGAUGCCUCCUGGAACCUUCCCGCUAGACACAGAUCCUCGCCCUUCCUCUUCCUCUUCUGGUCAGCCCUCGGCGGCAUCCCGUACACCACAAUACGUACCAUACUCUGCAGCCACAACUACGUCGAUACAACAAACCCCUUCUACCCUUGAAAAACCAUCCUUCUCCGCCCAAAGUCAGACAUCUAUAGUACCAACUCCCCCGCAGUUUGAGCGACAGGCCGUCAUAUCUCCACCGCGAGCAGAGGAACCGCCAGCGCCACCACCACACCGUGAGAUGCCAGUCCAAUCGCCCGCCCUUCCCACGAGUCAGGUCCCUCUUCGACCACGCCAAGAUACGGCUACCUCAACUUUAGGCCGCUCAGAUACCAAAUCCCAGGCGGAAGGCGCAUUUCUUGACUUCGGCGAGCGAGUGGAACAUAUGCGUGGCGUUUUCCAACUAAUGGCACAGCUUAACGGGCAGAUUUACGAUCAUUCACCUACUGUGUGGUUGCGUGUUGCAAGUUGGUGGUUCUUGAAAGGACGUGCGGCAAUGGAGACUGCCAUUAGGAGCCGAUCUAGGUCUGGAGAACAGCAGCCGGAACGCCUUAUCCAAGCGCACGUCGAUCUCGCCAAAACCUGGUGGAUACUCACUGAAGUCUUCGCUAACCACCCCAAGCUAGCCAAGUCCGGAGAUCAACAAAUGGGUUCGCAAGCCAAUACAGCCAGAGCUACCGGGGACGAGCCCCGUGCAGAAAUGGAUGAGACACAUGACGCUGUUCUAGGGGCCCUGAAGAUGCUAUUGGGAUCCAUGAAAAGGCAUCAGAGUAUGCCACCUACGCAGGCUCUCAUACAGGGGCAGCAGCAAGACAUCUGGGAGACGUAUCCCAAAUUCGCUCCAGACGCGGCCAGCGUUCUUUCCUACGCUUCUGCUAAGCUGAUCGUUGCCGAUGGCGCGCAGCCGCGCAUAAAUCCUAUGAAGUUCAUGCCCGUUUCAGACACAAAAACGGACUUUUGCUAUUUCAGGAUGUUUGCCCAAGUUUCUAUGUCGACAGAAGACCUGAAUACCGAUCGUGCUCCCUUCCCAGUCGUUGUUUCUGUACUGAGAUCACGUGAGACUUUCAGUGUCAGACUUGCGAUCAGUAGCCAGAAUGAGCUCGCCAAUAUUAUGGUAGGGCCGUCUGCAGAUCUCGGUGCCACUUGGAAAGAUGUUUCCUGGAGAGCGAAGAGCCAUAGCUUUGCACUGCAGCUUCGUCACGGGUUUGUCCUGAACGUCGAACUAACUGAAACCGAUUUCCGAAGCCUUUGGAACAUUGUCGACCACACAAACCGCGUUGACAGCGCUCUCCGCGAACGAAGCGACGAGCGCACUUCAUGCGUUAUGAUGCUCCGCGAAGGUAUCUACAAGGAUCCGACCAAUCCCGGAGUAUUCCCAGCGGAGCCCGUCAGAGGCAGCAAAUUGCUUCUUUUUGAGAAAUUCGAUCGUAGCAGCGAAGGAACAGGCAAGAGGAAGCUUCACCGCGGGUACCGCGUGGUGAUGGUCACACAUCCCAGGAAUCGUACCGUUGGUUUCGUAACCCACGAGGCAGGCACAAAGCCAGAACCAUUGAAUUUUGCAUAUACAACCGAGCCUGAUCAAGCUCCUUCGAUGGUAAUCCGAUUCAAGGAGGAAAUGCCGGACAAGAGAAUAAAGGUUUGCACCAUGCGCGCGGUGUUCAAUGAGGGCAAAGAGCGGAAUCACAUCUUUGGGCUUCUAACCUCCUUGAACACCGGUGAAUCCGAGAAGAUGUUUGCUCAAGUCCCUUUGAAAGCAUACAACAUUGAGAGCGCAGACCCAGCAGAAGGCUUCAGUCAAAGCGGAAGCAAUGUUUUGAACAAAUUACAGUGGCUCGAAGCGAAGACGAUGAAUCAGGAUCCGGAUAUCUUCGGUCUGGAGUCUGCACCGACGGUUAUGAGUGAAAGCCUGAGGAUCUUGUGCAGACACAGCGCUGGUGUCUUUUCCGACCGCAUGAACCUUGACACCGGAGAGUUGCUUGUUCGGCUACCAACUUCCGGCACUCCAGAACUCACCUUCCUCAGAAAUCCGCAGCGCGACAUGGCCAUUGCAAUUGAUGCCUCGCGUUCAGAGAAAGAUAUACCGGAUGCACUUGCCGACUUGCUCAGAACCCUCAUAAACGCUUCCACCAUAAGACGACUAACGUUCGCCUCAUAUCAGGACCUGCACGCUUUCCAACUUGCCGUCACCGGGUUCUCGGUUCGUUUUGAUGGUAUCGCCUCUACUCUGUCCAUCGCUCGCCGCCGCAUGGUCGUUCCAAUCUACAAGCAAUGGACCGCAAAUACGAUUCGCAUCCAGAUCGUCGAGCAAGACAACAUCAUCCAACUCCUCGCCUUCUUCGAAGAAUUCUCCCACGCCGACGCCAUGAACUUCCAACUCAAGCCGCAAGACGAGUUCCAGAAGACAGACAAGGGUGGGAAGGCCUCGGUCCGUCUCGUGGACUGCAAGUUCGCACUGCCUGUUGAGGAGCGCAAGGGAGAAGGCAAGAUGGGCAAGGAAGAGGGGAGACUUACCGGCUGGGCUGGUAUGAAGAGGCGGUUUGUCUGCCUGGAUCAAAUUGAAUACCCCGGGGAGCACGAUGAUAUGAUUAUUUCGUUUGAUAGCCAGGAGACGCGCGACAAAUUCGCGGAAGCCCUCCCCUCGGCAACAGUCUCACGCAAGUUCACGGUCCGGAGGAAGAUCUAGUCGGUCUGGCAUCCAUGACCGCGCCUACCCGCGAGCUCGAGUUCGAUCAUCUCACCAUGCUUCUGCAUAACACAUACAUUUUCCUUGUUUCCUUUGUUCAUCACAUUGAAGUUUGCGGCACUCAUGGCCAUAUACAGCGUAGCAUUAGCACGGAGCGGGGACUCUUUCAGGACGGAAGAUAUCACUGCGGCGAUCGGUUAGGCGGGCGGUGUUUGGGCGCUGGUUCCAGUAUAUGUCAAAUUGGUUCACCAUGUUGGGUUGAUCGCGGUAGGACGUGGGGAUCCGCGACGAGGGUUCAGGUUCGGGUUGGAGUGCUUUAUAUAUGAUACCUAGGACUUGAUUUGUAUAGCCGGAAAGUCAAU